CGUACAGUUUUUGGCCUAUAAAUGUAUCCGUAAACUCUCGCGAUACGUGUAACUUUCCGGAAAGCUGUCAUGGCUGCGGCCGUAGGUGGCCACGGGGUUCUGUUUUAAGGUGAGUGGAGCAUAAGCAUAGGCGGAACGACUGGCAACAUCUCCUAGACUUUUUUGCCCUGCAGCGAAUGGUGUGAGGAGUGGUCCCGACGUUCAGGAAGAUAGGUUACGGUGGGUGGCCCAGCUGCGGAAGGACGUUGACAGUGGUGAGGUUUCGAGGAAAACGACAGCAUGUGUUCUUUUUCACUAAUGGAAGUGACUUUUGUUUCAUAUUGAAAACUGAAAGUCAUUUGAAAGUGUUUCAGUGGAUAACAAAAUGAGUAACAAAGCACGUUCCAAUAUAUGGAACCUCAGACAAUUCAGUACUUUAGUUCUAGCUAGCAGAACUUCGAGUAUAUAUCCUUUGGGAUUUUGCAGAUCAAAAAUUGAUCAUUCAAACUGGAAUUUAAGAAACCUUCCAUUAAAUGACUUUGAUAAUAGAAUGCGACCAUCUAUUAGAUACCUCUUUCAGGAUGCAUUCAUUUUAAAAUCAAGAAAUGAUGGCUUUCAGUCAGAAAGCUUAAACACUUUAACAGUCUUUAGAGUUAACAGACUACUUUGUCCUAGAAGAAUAUCCUUUGACUCAAAAGAUUAUUUUGUUUCUAUUGGUAUUUCUGAUAAUGGAUUGAAAAAAGUAGACUUUCAUCAUGAGGUCUCCAGUGAAGAUGUGCUCUCCAAGGAAAUGAAAUCAACUCCUAUCAACUAUAGAAAACUAUCUGAGGAGUCUAAUUCUCUGAGUGAUGUAUUAGAUACAUUUUCAAAAGCACCUACAUUUCCUAGUAGUAAAUAUUUCUUAGCAAUGUGGACAGUUGCCAAAAGGAUGUCUGAUGAUCAGAAGCGCUGUGAAAAACAACUGAUGUUUAAUCACCCUGCUUUUAACCAGCUAUGUAAAGAAAUGAUGAAAGAAGCUAAGAUCAUGCGCUAUGACCACCUGCUAUUCAGUCUUCACGCUAUAGUAAAGCUUGGAGUCUUUCAGAAUUCGCUUCUGGUACAGACUUUGCUGAGGGUUAUUCAGGAACGUAUCACUGAGUGUGAUGAGAGAUGUCUCUCAAUUUUGUCAACUCUUUUAGAGGCAUUGGAGCCAUGCCAGAAUGUACAAGCUCUUCGAACAGGAUUGUGGUUGCUAGUUGAUCAGCAAAUUUGGAAAAUAAAACAUGUCAUCACAUUACAAACUAUAAUGAGAUAUAUUGGAAAAGAUGCACCAGUUGCUCUUAAAAGAAAAUUGGAGAUGAAAGCCUUGAGGGAAUUAGGUGGAUUUUCUGCUUUGAAUAGCCAGCACAUGUUCAAGUCACUAUCUGCCAUGAAUCACCGUUCUGUUGUACUGCUGAAUGAAUGCAGCAAGAUGGUCUUAGAUAAUAUCCAUGGGUGUCCUCUUAAAGUAUGCAUGGACAUAUUGGAAUCCUGCAUAGACCUUCGAUACCAUAAUUCAGAUCUCUUCAAGGGAAUAGCAGAUUAUGUGGCUGUGACUUUUGAUAUCUGGAAGUUGCAAAAAGUUUUUUUUCUCCUGCUUAUGUUUGAAAAACUUGGCUUUCGACCUAUUGAAUUGAUGGACUUGUUUAUGAAGAAAAUAGUUGAGGAGCCUAAAUCUCUGACCAAGAAAAACAUUGUCCCUAUUCUUCAUGUAUAUUCUUCUCUUAAUCACAUCAACAAGUGCCAGAACAAAGAGUUCCUAGAAGUUAUGGCUGGUGCUCUGACUGAUUAUCUUUAUCACAUCUCGUCUGAAAACCUGUUGAAUGCUACGUGUUCAUUUUGCAUGAUGAACUAUUUCCCCUUGGCUUUUGUCGAUCAACUUCUCCAAAAGGAUGUCAUCAGUGAGCUGCUGACAUCAGAUGACAUGGAGAAGAAUGUUCACAAGCUUCAUAUUUUGGAUGCUUGUCUAAAACUUGAUCUUUCUUCCUAUCACAAGGGGAUAGACACAGCACUUCCACAGCUGCCAUUGUCACCUUCAUACCCAAAUGCAAAAGUUGUAAAAGUAUUGAGCAGGCUUCUGGGAGACAGCAAAGGAUUCUUCUCAAAAGAUGUACAGUUGCCACAUAAUUAUCAUAUCGAUUUUGAAAUCAGAAUGGAUGCUAACAGGAAACAAGUACUUUCAUUUUCUGAUGCAGAUGUACCUUCUGCUACGAAUAUGCAAAGAGUAGCUGUGCUAUGUGUUCCUAGAUCUGGUUAUUGCUUGCAUUCAAGCCAUCCCAGAGGAUUCCUUGCUACGAAAAUCCGUCAUUUGAAUACAAUGGGUUUUCAUGUAGUCUUGGUCAAAAGCUGGGAGAUGAAAAAACUAACGAUGAAGGAUGCAGUCAAAGUUUUGAAGACCAAAAUCUAUUCAGGAAGUCCUUCCUACUACUGAUGUAAAUUUGCAAAACUCAUUUUCAAGUAAAAAUCAACCUUUUCAUAUUAGAAUGCAUAGAUUUGUAAAAAUAACUUUAAUAAAGACUGUAGUUCGGUUAUCAAUGGAA
Molecule: messenger RNA, 2537 nt
Organism: Heterocephalus glaber (naked mole-rat)
Lineage: Eukaryota; Metazoa; Chordata; Mammalia; Rodentia; Bathyergidae
Gene: Fastkd2
Product: FAST kinase domains 2
Biological process (GO): mitochondrial RNA processing; regulation of mitochondrial mRNA stability
Cellular component (GO): ribonucleoprotein granule; mitochondrial matrix
Molecular function (GO): RNA binding
Source: RefSeq, a predicted model, not a curated record